This is a messenger RNA of Coccomyxa subellipsoidea C-169, 1078 nucleotides long. RefSeq lists its product as hypothetical. Gene Ontology annotation, cellular component: ribosome; cytosolic small ribosomal subunit. The coding region runs from base 479 to 1078 and encodes 199 amino acids. NCBI's taxonomy places the organism in Eukaryota, Viridiplantae, Chlorophyta, Trebouxiophyceae, Coccomyxaceae. Gene Ontology annotation, biological process: translation. The transcript has 6 exons. Gene Ontology annotation, molecular function: RNA binding; structural constituent of ribosome. The record is from RefSeq and is a predicted model, not a curated record.
CGUCGUCUCGGCAGACUUGUCAAAUCAUAUUUCCGAUAGGCACAAUUUUGUUUCGCUAGCAGGUUCCUUCCUAGUUCAGCUUCUUGGCAAAGGCAGGGCUUCCCAGGAGGGCAGUCCUCAGCACAUCUGCCACCUUCAUGUCAGGGACAGCCGGAGCCUGCUAGGACAAUGCAGAUCUCUGGCCACCACAGGCAGUGGCUCUGAUAGCUCAGACGAUGAUACGCCAGGGCACCAGCAGCAGCCAGAAGAGCCAGAGGCUCGGCUAGUGGGGACGGCAAAUGAGGCCGACUCUGAAGAGCAGUCAGCGCCAGAAAGCCCAGGGCUGGAUCUGGAAAUCCUGAGGGGCGACCCCACUGGAGAGCCGCUAAAUCCUGAGCUGAGAGCAUCUCGGUCUUGGGAGCCCUUUGCAGAGCUUGAUCCCUCAGAAGGAUUGGAGGACUUCGGCGGGAAGAUCGAGUCCAUAGACGACUACGACGAGAUGCUGGACAACUGGGGGGACAUGAUGGAGGAGGGUAACUUUGCAGGAGUUUUGUCCAUGCUGGAGCAUCGCCUGCCCAAAAUAUCAGGAGUGCCACCCCUAGACGAGCUCAUCCAGCGGGACUCACGGGAGGAGCGGCGUGAGGAGCGGCGACGGAUGGAGGAGGCCCUGCAGCAGGAAUAUGCGUCGCGGCGCGUGCGCAGCGUGGAUCACUUGGGCCGCGCGUACGCGACGGGGAUGCGCAAGACGAGCGUGGCGCGCGUCUGGAUCUGGCCGGGCCCCGGCAGCCUCUCCAUAAACCGCCGCCCCCUGGACAUGCACUUCCCCCAACUCGAGCGCCGCGCCGACGUCCUCGCACCAUUCGAGGUGACGGGCCUGCUGGGCGGCUUCAACGUGAUGGCAACCGUGAAAGGCGGCGGCGUGACUGGCCAGGCCCAGGCACUGCGCCACGGCAUCAGCUGCGCGCUGCAGAAGUGGGACCCGGAGCUGCGGCCGCCGCUGAAAGCCGCCGGGUUCCUGACGCGCGACAGCCGCGUCGUGGAGCGCAAGAAGCCCGGCCGCGCCAAGGCCCGCAAGGCUUUCCAGUGGGUCAAGCGCUGA